Molecule: messenger RNA, 3985 nt
Organism: Daphnia pulicaria
Lineage: Eukaryota; Metazoa; Arthropoda; Branchiopoda; Diplostraca; Daphniidae
Product: proton channel OtopLc-like
Exons: 15
Coding region: 1168-3516 (782 amino acids)
Biological process (GO): proton transmembrane transport
Cellular component (GO): membrane
Molecular function (GO): proton channel activity
Source: RefSeq, a predicted model, not a curated record
CGUGUCGUCAAGGACAACGUUUGAGACAGGGAGAGUGGGUGAGCCAAGAAAUCAUCUCUGAUGCGCAUUCUGGCGAUAUUCCGGCUUCUCUAAAGAGUCUAUAUCGUAAUCCUGCUGGGUGAAUGUUAACAAUAUGCCAAAAUCCACUGAUACUGCACUGCAGUCGACUGCAGCUUAUAAAUUCCAAAUGACGAGAAAAUUUCGCCUUCCAAACGAGGGGAAACUGCAUAGAGAGGAGCUGGAGGACAAAAAAAGUUUUGAUAAUCAAGAGCUUGUCAAUCACCAUAUAAGAAAUUGCCGUGUCUUAUUACCGAGAAAUAGGAGGGAAAAUCGCUGAAAAACUUGUUGAAUAGAAGCUAUCGGAAGCUAUGUGAUUGGACUUAUUUGAGCUUUCUCCAAUACUGUUAUUCGUUCUGUCAAUUUCCUAGCCUAAUUACACAACUCUGGAGUAUUAAAGCCUAUUGGGAAUAAGUCUAGUUCUAGCAGAGUAUUAACUAUGUCACAUAAAAUAAGAAGAAACGAAAUUUCUUGAAAAAAACAAAAAAAACACGCAGCGGUGUUCUAAAUUCAAGAUCUUUAAUUACCUAUUAACAGUCCCGUCAGAUAUUUUGAAGAAAUCUCCAACAAAUAAUCUGAACGACCUGAAAUUGUAGAUGUGGAAGAAUAGACAAAAACUCAAUAGCUGGUGAGAUCGCAUAGCGACCGGCGCAUUUGUCUGUCUGCACAUCAGUAGUCCUCGGUGGCCGGUGCGUGAACCUUCGUGAUCCGAGUCACUGCUGCUUCAUUAAACGAUCGGUAGGCACUAGACGAACUUGGGCAGAAGAGCAAUAACUAUACAUGGCAAUCAAUGGCAGAGUCUGCUCAAUAGUUAAUUGGAUUUCAGAACUAUGGCGGUCAAACGUGAAGACCUAUAAUUACUUUCAUUCUUUCUGAGAGUUUAAAUUUUUUUCUUAUAUAAAAAACUUGUUUCACUGCCAAAAUUUCAAUGUAUUAACAUCACCAGAAAGCGAUAAAAAUAUAGAAAUUUUUGAAGAAGAGCGAUGAGUGUUAGGGCGUUGGUAUGGACCAACUUUCAGUUGCUUGCUAACACCGAUCACGCCUGGACGUCCAACACAGGUACUACGGCAUUUCUUUCAUCACAUAAGUAACUGAUUGAAUUACGCCUGGAUGUUUGCCUUACUUUGGUUAGGUAGGGUCGCCUUUUUCAGCUCACAAGUCAAAGCAGAAUCACCUGAAGAGUCUCCGAGCGACGAGGAAAUGCUAGCCAUCGAGUACGCGUCAGUCGUUCAAGAGAGAACGGAGCCCGAAGUCGAAUGCAUUCUAAUAACAAAUACCGGAGAGACUGCUGAUGAACACUCAGUGAUUUUGCCCGAAAAUAGUAAUUUGGCCCUCUACGCCGAUCCUGUUGAUUCCAUUGUAAUCUGCAGCGAUCAAACGACAGAGACGGAAAUGUCGUUGGUGACUCUACUGAAAGAUGAGCCAGCAUCACAGAAUUAUUGCGAUUGUUGUGACGGUGGAAUUCCGCCCGUCCUGCAAAACGAAAAAGUCCGUCGCCGUUCGUCACCCGACAUUGUAGAACAGUCUGGCGAUUGUGAAGAUGAUUUUAAGAAGUCGCUUUACUUUGACCAACAAUCCAAACGAAUUUCGUCUGUUAGAUGCAACAGCAAUGCACAUAAUCGGCGUUACCCAUCUUCCAAGAGAUAUUGUCUGACACCCAUGCACAGCACCUUUAACAUGUUGAGCAAUGUCGUGCCUACACCACUAGUUGCACGAUGGAAGGAGCGAGGAGAAUUUUCUAACGAUUUCGGUUAUUUUCCACGACUGGAUUCAUCUGGCAACAGCAACGCAUUGCUAACAGUUAUCAGUGCGUUGUACGCCAAGCUGCUUGUUGUCAUGGGCUUGGCCUUCCCCAUGACCGAAGUUAUAUCCAAUCACGUCCCGUCUUUUUCCUAUUUGGGUUUCUAUCUGUACUUGUACUUUGGCUCUAUCGCCUACUUCUUCUUUGUCUUCUUCAAUAUGUUGAAAAAUAGAGCGGCCAAGGGUAAUCGCUACUUCGGAUGUGGAAGUAUGAGGCCGUCCAAAAUACUAGAGCUCAAGGAUAUGAACGGCGACCAUUCGGAGGAUUCUCCACCACGUAUCUAUGAACAAUCAGGAACGCAACACUACGGAAGUUUCUACCUGCGCAUCGGAGCUGUUGCUUUUGGUGUGGGUUCGAUGAUAUAUUCCGGUUUGGAGUUCGCACAGUACUUUGAAACGGACCCGACCAGUGAAUGCCACAACAUUUUAAUGGCCGCAACUCCAGCCGUCCGAAUGGCUUUUACUUUCAUCCAGAUGUAUUUCAUUUUCCUCAACGCCAAGAUGGCGGCUUAUUGCAAGCCGAGAGCCAUCGCUUAUUUUGGCUUGAUGCAUAUUGUGGCGACUAAUCUCUGCGUUUGGCUUAACGUUAUCAUCGAAGAGACCAAACACGAAAUCCUUCAUCAGUUUUCUCAUCACGAAUCAGACGGUCAUCACGGCAGUCAAAGCUCGACGCCAACAACGGUUCAAAAUUCGGUUGUCGUCCCGGAAUACGGAAGCGUUGUUGCCGAACCGCCCACCAAUUCGCUGGUAGACGAGUGCAAGAGAUCAGAAAUGAUGGGCAACGUCGUGCAAGACGCCAGCCAGUUCCUCUUCCCUUGCGCCAUCGAAUAUUCGCUGAUCUGUGCUGCUAUUCUUUACGUCAUGUGGAAGAACGUCUCGAUGAGCGAAGAUGAUGGCGGAAUUUACAGCCGGAGCAACUCUGCCGGAUCGGCAACCGGACGCCGAUCAAGACACCAGUACUCGGUAGACUGCGCCAAAGCCAAUAAAGGUCUCUUCGCUGGCAUCUUCGUUCUGGUUGGGAUCAUAAUCAGCCUCAUCCUCUUCUACGCUUUGAUUAACAAUCACACUUUCAGAGCGCUGGCCAUUAUGGAAGUUGCCGUGUCUCGGUUGUUGCUUUUCUGCGCUGCAUUUAUCUCUACAAUGGUCGGCAUCUAUCAGAUUCGCGAACUAAAAUUUGAUUCUUCGCGCCACUUUGGAUUGGACGCCGUUCUAUUGGUGGUGGCUCAAAUUGGGCUGAUGGCGUACAAGUUGUUCACGGUGAUCGCUUGCUGUUACUCGGUCAAAACGGAAGGAGAAGACAACUCGACUCUGGUUCUGCUAAGCGCUCUUGCCGCCACCUUCCAGGCUGUGGCUCAAACUUUGUUCAUUCUGGACGCAUCGAGACGACACACUUACACCGUCGACCAGCAAUCUCGCAAGCCAGGACGUGAAGUGGUCACUUUCCUCUUGAUAUGCAAUAUCGCCAUGUGGGCGGUCAAUACGCUGGAAAAAUCUAGAGCUGACGCCAAUCCGGUGCAACUCGAGUUUUUUGGUCUUUGGCCAUGGAUUAUCAUCAUGAACGUCAGCAUGCCAUUGACUAUCUUCUAUCGCUUCCACUCGACAGUUGUCCUCUGCGAAAUCUGGAAGCGAUGCUACAAAGUCAAACCUGAUUUGAUGUAGUUUUGGCAUUUAAAAAACGACGCCAAAGUAUAUUCUAAUAAUUAACUUUACAUUGUGGAAUGCAGUAUUCCAUCGAAUUAACAUUUCACCGCGCCGUACGUUUCUUUAUUUGUAAUUCAGCAGUUAUGGGUAUUUCGUUCUUGAAGGAAAAAAUUCCCAAUUUAGCUUCACACCAAACUCUAAUCCUUUAAUGCUUCCAAGAAUUUAAUUUGUCUCAUUUCUUAAUAUAGCGCUUAUAUUUAUCACUCGUAUAACCGCAAAUGAUCGCAGACACAAGGCAGAGAAAAAUUGCAUAUCGUGUUAUUGUUAGUGACUGAUGGUUAGUAUAGAUUUGCUUGGAGCACAGCAGUAUUUUCAUAUAAUUGUUUCUCCUAUUUGCUACGAUUACGAAUCAAUCCUUUGUCUCAUUCAUGUUCCGCUUAUUUUAUUAUUAUUUUUUAAUAUUAAUAAACGUGAUAUUGAUCAUGUA